CUGGACGCCGCACGCGGCAGCGGGGCCAAUCGCGAGGCGAUCGACAGGAUCCGGAGAGCCGUCGACGUGCGGAUUCAGGUAGGCGGCGGGGUGCGUACCGCCGAGGAUGCCGAGGCGCUGCUCGACUUGGGGGUGGACGCCGUCGUGGUGGGCACGACGCUCGCCACCCGCACGGCGGAGGUCCUGUCGUGGGCCGAGCGAUGGCCCGGGCGGAUGGUCGGCGGCAUCGACGCCCGCAUGGGGCAGGUGCAGCUCGCCGGGCUGGUCUACACGGCGGUCGACCGCGACGGCAUGCUGGGGGGGCCCGACCUCGCGGGCGGUAGCGCUGCGGCCGGCUCAUCCGGGCUGCCGGUGCUGUUUUCCGGGGGAGUCGGCUCCCAGGCCGACCUCGCGGCAAUCGCGGCGACCGAUGUCGCGGCCGGCGCGAUCGUCGGCACCGCCAUCUACGAGCGUCGCGUCGACCUGCGGAGCGCGAUCGAGGUGUUGCAGCACCCGAGUGACACCGCCCGGUGGGCGGCGUGA
Geodia barretti is the source of this 522-nucleotide messenger RNA. The record is from the annotation of a GenBank genome assembly. NCBI's taxonomy places the organism in Eukaryota, Metazoa, Porifera, Demospongiae, Tetractinellida, Geodiidae.